CACAUCAGAGUGCAUGUGUGUGUUUAAGGCAUGAGUAUAUGGGAAUGUUUGUGUGAAUCAACACACUGUUUCUUUAGAAAAUGUUAAUCUUUCUUAACUGUGUGUGACCAGGCCUAAUUCAUCACAGUUGUCAGAGUGAAUCGACUCGCAAUCUUCAAAAUGUUGAUGCGAUUUGGGCGCAAGGUCAAACAUUAUCUUUACAUUAUCUUUACAUUAUCUUCUGACCUUGGUCAGGAGUAUUUUUCAUACAGACUAAAUCACCUCAAAAUAAAGGACGUAGCCCAAGGUUGGGGUGAAUAACAAGGGGAGGGGGUUGUAUCUCUGUUGGGGUCUACUGCCCCAAAGCAAUACCGUGGGCCUUUUUGUCCUCUCUGGCUGAUGGAGUAAUGGAGGAGACCUACAAGCAUCCAUUUGCAGCUCGGUCUCUGGGGAGUUGUAAUGAUACAUCCUCAGGUUGUGAGUGGGAGUGAUAUAGUGUGAUAUAGAGUGAUAUAUGCCAACCCCCUCUCCCUCUCCUCUCCCCAUCUUCCACUGAGAGGGUGACCCUGCUGUGGAUAGAGAGGUCCCUGGAGGAGUGACAUGGGGCGGGGGGAUUAUACCCCCUCUGGUACACAGCUGAGACGAUAGGUUUCCCCCCUGCCCCCUCCAUCAUCAGCCCCUCCACACAGCCCUCCACCUGAAAGGCACUGUGAAAUAGGGCACUGUGACUUCUCUACAAGCUAAAUUACUGGCAGUAACAGGGGUUGAUGUGUUUGUGCCUUAGCCCACCACCAUUAGGCUUGGUAUAAGAUAUUGGUGUAUUUGCCUGGCUAGCUCUCUGUGAUGUAGCCAGGCAGACCAGGGUUAUACAGCAGUCCUCUAAGGCAUCACGGGCCCCUUCUCUCUGGCUGUGCAGUGAGGGACAGGAGGUUGAGGAUGAGAGAUGUCACUGUCACAUGGGGUUCCCAUCACUGCCUCUCCAUGCUGCAAGUCUGCCUGUCUGUAUGAGGAACAUUAUGACAUGUCUGUCGAAUUUGCUUUGUCACGUCACAUGCCAAAGCCGAGGACUGCGUUGCCAGGUCUAGGACACUUCUGCUUUGAUCCUUGUUAAAAUGAUUAUCACUAACGAACAUGCAUUAUAUCAUUACUAGAUCAUUCAUUUCUGUCCGUGAAAAGAAUGGGGCUUGUGCAUUUGCAUUAUCUUAGGUUGAAGAACUGUUGUCUGCUUCUCCUGUGUUGCUCUGAAUGAUUCCUCUUGCUGUUGUGCUCUAAAUGUCCACAGCCAUGUUGAUGGAUAGGGUGCGGAGAAAAUCAAUGGGACAUGGAGCAUGCAGGAAGGGGAUUUCACAUAUACAUAUAGAAUGGGGAGCAGGAGUGGUGGGUAAUACAGUUUGGUGUGGGGACACCCCCUUUCCCACCUGUCAUGAUGAUGUGUGGGGGCUGGCUCCACUCUCUAUCCAAGAUGGGCUGGAAUCUAGGCCUGCUCUCUCUCUGUUUCUCUCUCUUUCACUUGCUUUUCUCCGUCUCUCUCUCUUCCUCUUUCUGUUUCUUUUUCUCUCUCUCACAUUCUUCCUAUAGCCCUUUCUCACUCUUUCACACUCUUCCUGUCUAUCACUCUGUCUCUCAUAUGCAUUCCAAUUGUAUUCUGACAUCACUGAAUGUGCUGCCAUCUGAAUAUUUAAUGAGGUCCCCAGGUUUCCUGCAGGCGGGAGGAGAGGAACAGGGCUGGUACUGCUGUGGGUUUGGUGGCUGACUGGUGAGAGGCAGGAAAAGACUCCUCACUAUUAUGAUCUGUCGAAGAACAGGCUCACAGAGAUCCCUCCAGAGGUGUGUCUGUUCGCCCCCCUUGAGUCUCUCAACCUCUACCACAACUGCAUCAAAUGCAUCCCUGAAGCCAUCAUCAACUUGCAGAUGCUGACCUAUCUAAACAUAAGCCGAAACCUUCUCUCAACAUUGCCAAAAUACCUGUUCAACCUCCCUCUCAAAGUGCUGGUGGUGAGCAACAACAAGCUACUGUCUGUCCCAGAGGAGAUUGGGAAGGCCAAAGAACUGAUGGAACUGGACAUCAGCUGUAAUGAGAUCCAGGUGCUGCCCCCUCAGGUGGGGAGGCUCCGUUCAUUACGGGAACUCAACAUCAGGAGGAACUGUCUUCACAUGCUGCCUGAGGAGCUGGCUGACCUGCCACUCAUCAGAUUGGACUUCUCCUGCAAUAAAAUCACAGAGAUCCCUCCUGUCUACAGGAGACUCAGGCAGCUGCAGCACAUCAUCCUCGACAACAACCCUAUGCAGUCCCCACCUGCACAGAUCUGCCUGAAGGGCAAGGUGCACAUCUUUAAGUACCUGAACAUCCAGGCUUGUAGGAUGGAUAAGAAGCCUGACUCUCUGGACCUCCCUUCUCUGGGCAAACGCUGCCUUCCCCAGCCUCUCACAGACAGCAUGGAGGAUUUUUACCCCAGUAAGAACCAUGCUCCUGACUCUGGUAUCGGCAGUGACAACGGGGAUAAAAGACUGUCUGCGACAGAGCCCUCUGACGAUGAUACCAUCAGCCUGCACUCUCAGGUCUCAGAGACGGCCCGCACCGACGCCCUUUCUCUCUUCACCAAGAUGGACUCAGGCAAAGAUCAGGUACCCUUUGACUUCAUCGAGCCCAACGCAGAGGAAGAUGCUGCCCUGUCAGACGGGCAGCAGAGUGGACCCUACAUCUCAUGUAUAAAGGAAUUGGAGAAGGUUCUUAACAAGUCACACCAAAGCAAAGAUAAGGAGAACUGGAAAGAGGAGUCUGGCUCUGAAAAAGAUCAGCUAGUUGAGGAGGAUGAGGAUGAGCUGAAGGAAGUGCUGGACCUGAGGAAGAUCGCUGUCCAGCUCCUGCAGCAGGAGCAACAGAACAGACGACGGUCCUUAAUUUGUAGAGCAGAGAGUCUAAUUCAUCGAAGGAGGGUUGCCGGCCGAGCACACAGGUUCCUCAGUCACUCUGGCAGCUCCAGCAGCAAACAGAGGUCCCCCUGCCAGGCCAUCCGCAGUGCCUCUCUGGAUGAAGGGAGCAGUGGACCGUCAGUGCUGAGUGGGCAGGACCCUGACUUCACAGACGAUGACACAGCUUUCUCUGAGCCGUCCUCUUCCUGCUCUUUCGAUGGCAGUCUAAAGUCAGAGUCUGACACAGAGCCAAAAUGGCCAGAGGUUCCACCCGUACUCAACCAGAACGAGGAACGCAGGAGGAACAAGUAUCUGAGGAAAGAUUAUCUUAAGUACAAGUGCCAGAGUGCCCGAAGAAACUCCAGUGGGAAUGACGAGUGUGAGGAGGGGAUGCGGAAUGCUGAUUUCAGCAGUACCCUCACAGUGUUUGGUCUGAAGCCAAGAUCAGCAUUCUGUCGAAGCAGCCGUCAAGAGUUGUCAGACCCCAGUUUCACCAUGAGGAGGAAGAUGGAACACCUGAGAGAGGAGAUGGAGCAGAUUGGCGUCUUACGGCAGAACCUGGAGUCCAGACUAAAGGUCUUGCUGCCGGACGAUGUCGGAGCUGCUCUGAUGGAUGGCGUUGUCCUGUGCCAUCUGGCCAAUCACAUUCGUCCUCGGUCAGUGGCCAGCAUCCAUGUACCCUCCCCAGCAGUGCCAAAGCUUAGCAUGGCCAAGUGCCGCAGGAAUGUGGAGAACUUCCUGGAUGCCUGUAAGAAGCUGGGCGUGUCACAGGACAAGCUGUGUUUACCCCACCAUAUCCUAGAGGAGCGUGGGCUGGUGAAGGUGGGUGUGACCGUGCAGGCUCUACUGGAGCUGCCGGCCUCCAAGCCCACCCAGCUGUCUGCUGUCUAACAGCAGCCUGGACACUGCCUCAACCCCCCACCCAGCCCAGUCCAGCCUUCCACAACCCAGCCCUUCACCCCACAGAGGAGGGGGCUUCCAGCCUGCUCCGCUCAUCACCGGGGACCAGGGACCCCUUAGGGGGGCGAGGGCUGGGGGCUGCAGGGAGUCCAUUGCCAGCUGACUGAGCCAAGAGAGGGAGGGGUUAACUAAGAUCCUCCCACCCUUCCUAUAUGAUGUCAGCUGGGACCCGCCUCCCAUACAUUGGAUUGUUAGCUACUGUCAUGUCCUCCCCCAGGGGACCCUACUGUACUGUGUGUGUAGCGUACCAGUGUGGCUGUCUGUGUGACCUGUGUGACCUGCACAGUGUGGACUUUAUGAGAGCUGGUGAACCCAAAGCCAGAUCAGAGGUCAGACUAAGGAAUGAAUCACAGUGAAGAUGAAGACCUGUCUGUCCCCAUGGUGAUAUUGAUUGGCCCAUGCUCAGACACUUUUGAACCUAGUGGUGCGAACACUGAAUUCACUGGGUUUUCAACACUCAGUAUUGAAGACAUUGGUAGUGAAGUGAUAGCAGAUUUAAAGGCAUGUGCUCACUCUUUCACUCAGAGAACUGAACUGCAUGCUGGCCGAACCAGCCACACCACAUCACUCAAGUGGUCCUGACACCCUGACUUUUCUUUUUAGAACAAAUUAGUUUUCAAAGGGGAUAUAUUUGUAAAGAUCAUUGUGUUAUAUCACAAUAUACCUAUGAUAUCCCAGAGGUAAAGCUUGGGACAUCCUAAGUGGUGCUUUACCUCAGAGGAGCCAGCAGUAGCCAAGCACAGGUAUACACACUUCUUACAGUCUGCAUUUGAGAAUAAUUAUUGUACUACCAAUAACAGUGCCAUUCGAGGGAAGAAUGCUAAGCUUACUUUUAAAAGCAUGGUAUCCAUGAUUCCGAUUUUCUACUGCAGCACAUCUGUGGUGAAGGGAGGCUGCUCUGAGGUACUUGAGAUGUGGUAUUAGUAGCUCACCCCUGUACGGUAUACGAGAGAGCCAUCCCACUGCCAUCCCACUGCUUUGAUCAUACCACAUGUGCUUAUUUGAAUAGGACUUGUUGAAAGCACAUGGUUAUUUAGUUUGGAUAUUGUACCAUAUACACUUAUAAUGCUGAGAUUGUAUCUUGGUAAUUUGAUGUAGUGAAACAGUUCUCUUUUAAUGUUGACAUAUUUAUUCUUUACAUUUAUAACUCGCUCCUCUAGUUGGAUUCACAACUGCAAAACGUAAAGUAAGGAACACAACAGAAAUAAUGAGGAAAUCCCAUAGAUCAUCGUUCAUCACUCCAGUCCUCCAGUUCACAGUACAUAUUUUUGUUGUAACCCUGGACCAACACACUUGAUUCAAUUUGUCAACUAAUCAGCAAGCCCUCAAUGAGUUGAAUCAGGUGAUUAGUCUGGGACUACAACAAAAAGAUAUACUGUUGAGGGUACUUGAGGACUGGAGUUGGGAAACACUGCCAUAGAUGAAUCCGGACCACUGAACUCAUUUAAUCAGGAAAAUGAUUUAUCUAUUUAUGUUUUCUAUUUAUAUGCUUUGUUUGUUUGUUUUUCACCCCUGACGACCCCUUAAGUUAUGUGACAGGAGUUUGCAGCUCCAAACUGGUGAUAUUUUCCUGCUUUAAGCUUUCGUGUUUGUUCUUGGCCACAGUUGACAUGUUCAUUGUCUCAAAAAGUCUGAUUCAAUUAACCUCACAUUGCAGGAAAUCUGAACAAUUGUUCCAGAUGCAGUUUCACUUAAAGGAGUUUCAUUUUGUUUCUGUCAGUAAAAGUAGACUUAGUUUUGCACAUACUUCAAAUAUGCUUUUGUGUGGUACAGGAACAAUGGUAUUUUUGUGUGGUACAGGAACAAUGGUAUUUUUGUCUGCAAUGUCUGUUUGAUUGAAUCAGUGUUGCUCACUGAUAAAUAUUUAUACUGAACAAAAAUAUUAACACAACAUGCAACAAUUAGUUACAGUUCAUAUAAGGAAAUCAGUCAAUUUAAAUAAAUUCAUUAGGCCCUAAUCUAUGAUGCAUCUGUUGGUCACCUUAAAAAGAAAAACCUUAAAAAGAAAAAAAGUAGCAGUGUGGAUCAAAAAACCAGUUCGUAUCUGGUGUGACCACCAUUUGCCUAAUGCAGCGUGACACAUCUCCUUCACAUAAAGUUGACCAGACUGUCUAUUGUGGCCUGUGGAAUGUUGUCCCAUUUGCUGGAUAUUGGCGGGAACUGGAACACACUGUUGUAAAUGUCGAUCCAGUGCAUCUCAAAUAUGCUCAAUGGGUGACAUGUCUGGUGAGUGUGAAGGCCAUGGAAGAACUGGGACAUUUUCAGCUUCCAGGAAUUGUGUACAGAUCCUUGUGACAUGGGGACAUUUAUUAUCAUGCUGAAACAUGAGGUGAUAGUGGCAUAUGAAUGGCACGACUAUGGGCUCUUGUCGCGGUAUCUCUAUGCAUUCAAAUGUGACCCACCACCUGGAUUCAGUCCUAUGUAGCAAAAUUUGAAAUUAUGUUUUUGAGAUAGAAGUAGAGACUCCGAGCUAGGAAAUGGUAUAUCAUACACUGCUGUUGAGGAACAGUGAGAAAAUGAUUCUGCUUUGAAAGUUGAUAAACUUGUAACCCCAUUUUUGAGGAAAUGGUCUGUGAAUAUUUUUGGUACACCUACUGUAGGGGUCUUCUUUGACUACAACCAUUUACCAUCAUUAACACCCUCCUAAGCCUUAGCCCCACCCAUCUCUAUAAGGAUUCACUGUGUAGUAAACAACCAAAGAUUUCAAGACUAAAAGUGGUGAGUGUAGUAGCAAAAAGUAAUAGUAGAAAUAAACUAUCUAGUCCUUGGCCUAUAUCCUAAUCUGACUUUGGUGCAGGUCAUGUUGUUCUUCACAUUACCGUCUCUGGUAAACCCACACAAUAUCAAAUAAAGCCUACGUUUAUUUGUCACAUGCACAGGAUACAGAAGGUGUAAACGGUUAGAGCGAAAUGGUUACAUCCAUCGUGGAGUCUUUGGUUUAGACAUGUAGCUAGCUAGCUAAACAAUAAACCAUAAUCCAAAUUAUAUUGCCGCGUUCAAAACAACUGGGAACUAAAAAAAACUCAGACGGGGAAAAAUCCAGUUGAAUGGUCAUCCAACUCGGAAUUCCAACUCUUGAACUCGGGCCUCUUUCUAGAGCUCCUGCACAGAUCAUACACGUAAUGUUAGCUAGCGAGCCAGCUAACAUUAGCUAGCGAGCCAGCUAACAGUAUGCUUUAAUUUGCAUUGAAACUGACUUUCUGACAAAAUUAGAAAUGUAUAAUAUCUGAAAAUGUAGCUAGACAUAUACCCGUAUACGUGGAUGAACCCUUCUGCCUUUGUCAUAGAUGCUAUGGUUGCGCUUAGUUUGAAGAUGUAAUCUGGAGGGAGGUGUUUUAUACAACAGCCUUCUUUCUGUGUUCUCUUUUUGGACUCCCUACCAUUUGGCAAUCAUCUCUUUGAUUCCACCGGGCAUUCCACUGAUUUCAAAACUCGGACAACUUCUUCCGUCACAAUUACACCCUUUCUUCCCCACCUUUGUCAUCAGAAGACUACACUGUCUGGUUCAAUGAAAAUGUUUUUACCGAAAUCAGGGAUUUCCUCAGUGUCUGAUUCAUUUUCAGAGUCAGAGUCAGCAUGGCACGAUCAUCCUCCAGAAAGUAGUCUAUCACAACAUUUUCCCACUGAGCUUUGUUGAUAGCGCUAUUAACUUCAGGGCAGCAAUGCUAAGAGCAGUAGCAAAACCUUUUCGGUUCAUGAUAUCUUUCAAAAAAAGCAGCGGUAGACAGGAUUAUCCACACAUACUUAUAGACAGAAGCAUGCUACAUGGCAGAACAAUUCAAACUCAUCUCUCGGCAUGUCCAGCCCAUCCAUUAUCUCAGCCAAUCAUGGCUAAAGGGAAAGUUCCUGUAUUUUUCUGUGGCUAAACCAACUAGGCUCGUUAUUUAAAAAAAAAAAUGUAUUUACAGAUUGCAUACAAGUGGGUUAUUAAGGCAAAUGAAUGCUCCAGAAGGCAUUUCUGACAACAAAAAAAAACUUUUUUGAUUUUUUUUGUAAAUCCCUCACGUGAAGUAGUGAUGUGUGACAAGACAUAGUUUCUUGAAACGGGCCACAAAUUGUCAUCAAUAAAAUGCAAUUGUCCGUAUCUUAUGCCUGCCCAUAGCCUAACCCAUCCGCCACCAUGGGGCACUCUGUUCACAAUGUCAGCAAACCGCUUGCCCACACGACGCCAUACACAUGGUCUGCG
Oncorhynchus tshawytscha (Chinook salmon) is the source of this 8038-nucleotide messenger RNA. Its product is annotated as leucine-rich repeat and calponin homology domain-containing protein 2. The record is from RefSeq and is a predicted model, not a curated record. Lineage: Eukaryota; Metazoa; Chordata; Actinopteri; Salmoniformes; Salmonidae. Gene Ontology annotation, molecular function: protein binding. Bases 1891 to 3783 code for a protein of 630 amino acids. The transcript is spliced from 22 exons.